Funneliformis geosporum is the source of this 284-nucleotide messenger RNA. The record is from the annotation of a GenBank genome assembly. Lineage: Eukaryota; Fungi; Glomeromycota; Glomeromycetes; Glomerales; Glomeraceae.
GUGAAGAUUAUGACAUUGGUUUAGCUAUCGCGAUUUUACAAGGACUUAGGGAAAGAACAAUUCCUGAUACACCCGAAGAUUAUGUAAUCAUUUAUACUGGAUGCUGGGAUAACGAGCCAGAUAAUCGUCCAUCAAUGAGUCAAGUAGUCGAUAAGUUAAAUGCAAUUAUUACGAUAACCAGCAUAAAAGAAAAUAGUCUAACGAAUAAAUAUGAACCAAACCUUCAACAUUCGAAUAACAUCGAUGCUGAUUCUGUAUUGAAAUGUGAACCUCAAGGCAGGUAG